Messenger RNA from Aspergillus heteromorphus CBS 117.55, 1510 nucleotides. Its product is annotated as putative mitochondrial carrier protein. Bases 390 to 1418 code for a protein of 342 amino acids. Gene Ontology annotation, cellular component: mitochondrial inner membrane. NCBI's taxonomy places the organism in Eukaryota, Fungi, Ascomycota, Eurotiomycetes, Eurotiales, Aspergillaceae. The record is from RefSeq and is a predicted model, not a curated record. Gene Ontology annotation, molecular function: S-adenosyl-L-methionine transmembrane transporter activity. The transcript has 3 exons.
AACCUGCUGCCGGGCGAGUUGGCCAAAUAAGGGGGCCGAGCGUGAUGAUGAUUUGUCUACGGGGAUUCUGGGAAUUGCAUGCAUGACCUUAACGGCGUAGGGAGGGAAAAUUCUGUAUCUGGCUGAUGUUAAUAUGUCUCCUGUUGCCUAUCCAGAGGAAUAGAUUCGGCAUUACUAUCUUCUCCCGAUCAUCAUCUGAUCGUUUUGUUAUACUUUCGUACCUGGAUGCCACGGGACGCCGAGCCCUAAGGCUAGGGCACAAUCCGCACGUGGUGAUGACCUCAUCUUGAUGCAUUACGACGAUCAGUCUAUUAGUCUAUACAUCCCUAUAGUACAUACCUAUACUAUUCCUAUAUCGAUUCUCUAUACAUUCCCGGUACGACUCCACAAUGAGCAACACAAACACAAGCACAGACAUCUGGAUCUCCGGCGCCUUUGCCGUCCUCAUCGUCGACUUCCUCGUCUACCCGGUCGACACGCUGAAAACCCGCAUCCAAUCGCCGAACUACACGCCUGUGUACAAGGAUCCUGCGACGGGGCGUGUCAAUCGCGGUCUGCUGUUCCGGGGGCUGUAUCAGGGCGUGGGGAGCGUGGUUUUGGCUACGAUUCCGGCUUCAGGAUCCUUCUUCACCACCUACGAAACGCUCAAACACCUCGGCACGCAGCAAAGCAAAUACACGAUCCCGACUCCCCUCCUGCACACCCUCUCCUCGUGCACCGCCGAAGCGGUCUCCUGCGCCGUCCUCACCCCGGCAGAGGUGAUAAAGCAGAACGCGCAGGUGAUCAUCCGAGACCAAACACCCUCUCAAACCCAACCCCAUUCCCAUUCCCAUUCCCAUUCCCACCAAACAAAGAAGACAGGUGUGACCAUCCCCACGAUCCGGAAAUUCCUUCAUCGCCCGUGGACGCUCUGGAGCGGGUAUACGGCUCUCCUGGGUAGGAAUUUGCCGUUUACGGGGCUGAAUUGGCCGGUUUUUGAGUAUUUGAGGGGGAGGAUUGUGGAUUAUAGAUCUGGGUAUAAGGGUGAUGAACCGGGGGGGGGAAGAGGAGGCGGGGAAAGGGGGGGUAAAUCCAUGCUAGAGAGGGCCAUAAUCACCGGUCUGGCAGCGAGUAUAUCCGGGACGGUGGCGUCGGUAGUGACGACGCCGAUUGAUGUUGUGAAGACGAGGAUGAUGUUGAAAGCCGGGGAGGGACAGGAACAGAGACAGAGUCAGGGACAAAGAGAGAGGGCAAAGAAGGAAGGUGUAUGGUCGACGGGAAAAACGAUAGUCAGAGACGAGGGCGUGAGGGGACUAUUCAGAGGAGGUGCAAUCCGCUCAGUAUGGACGGCUGUGUCAUUCGGGGUGUAUCUGUGUAUCUACGAGGCAGGGAGACAGUAUCUGGGGAGUAGACGGGAGGAGAAAAGCCCGAGUGGGUGAGCAACAUCAUACAUACAUUAGAAUACGCUGGUGGUCACCCACACUGUUGCUAUCAUUGUGUCACACACUCUCUCUCUAACCAGAAGCGGCAG